Molecule: messenger RNA, 696 nt
Organism: Plasmopara halstedii
Lineage: Eukaryota; Oomycota; Peronosporomycetes; Peronosporales; Peronosporaceae
Exons: 1
Coding region: 1-696 (231 amino acids)
Cellular component (GO): nucleolus; small-subunit processome
Molecular function (GO): small ribosomal subunit rRNA binding
Source: RefSeq, a predicted model, not a curated record
AUGAGAUACCUACGCGCGAAAGGCAUACGCAAGGCGCUGCGCCAAUUUCACUUCUUAUGUGGCAUUAAGCCGCCUUAUAAGGUGUUGCUGGAUGGAAACUUUAUCGCGAUGUGCAUUCAAAUGAAGGUAAAUGUGAAUGAACGCGUGUCUAAGUAUUUACAGGUCAAGCAGCAUGAAUGCGAAUUUUACGUCCCUCGUGCUGUCCUUGAUGAGCUUAAGACCUUGGGGGAAGCCACCAAAGAGGCUUAUCAUCUGGCGAAGAGUUUCAAGGUAGCGGAAGUCUUCGGCCAAGCUGAGGAUGACAAGCAGGUGACUGUAGACGUGUCCAAGUACAUUCAGACCAUCAUCGGCGACAAGAACGAUCGCAAGUUUUUCGUUUGCACGCAAGAGGUGGAGCUUCGCAAGGCGUUACGUCUGGUGCCUGGUGUACCGCUUAUUUACUUGAACCGCUCAGUUUUGGUAUUCGAGGAAAUUUCCCGUGCUACCUUGGCCAUUGUUCGCCAAGAGGAGGAAGCUAACAUGGCUAAGCUGGACAUUAACGUGAAGAGAAAAUUGGAACAGAUACAGGAGAACAAGCAUGAAACUGGCUAUGCAGAGCAGGGGCGAAUCGUGAAGAAGCGGGCAAAGGGUCCAAACCCUCUCUCGUUUAAGAAGUCGGUUAAGAAGAAGAUUCGUGCUAAGAAGAAAAAGAACUAA